Penicillium taxi is the source of this 1365-nucleotide messenger RNA. Its product is annotated as fungal specific transcription factor domain-containing protein. NCBI's taxonomy places the organism in Eukaryota, Fungi, Ascomycota, Eurotiomycetes, Eurotiales, Aspergillaceae. Gene Ontology annotation, molecular function: sequence-specific DNA binding; zinc ion binding; DNA-binding transcription factor activity, RNA polymerase II-specific. Gene Ontology annotation, biological process: DNA-templated transcription; positive regulation of transcription by RNA polymerase II. Bases 1 to 1365 code for a protein of 454 amino acids. The record is from RefSeq and is a predicted model, not a curated record. The transcript has a single exon.
AUGAUUAUGGCGAUCGGCUUCACAACGCUUCAGCGUGCGGGGGAGGCGCAAGAUAUUGAUAAGGAGGAGUCCUUUGACCCAUGUCUGAAGAUGAUUCUUCACGAGUGCCUUUGUCGCAUAGAUGAGCAAUCGGCAGGUACACUAUUACUACUGGGUUUAUACCUUCUGUUCAAGCCUGACGAUAUUGAUCCUCGAGCCGUUGCGGGUGUUCUGACCCGCCAUGCACUUGCGAUCGGGCUCGUCAAUGAGCACUCAAACAGUCAAACCCUGACAGCGCGUGCGCUAGAGCUACGACGUCGACUAAGCUGGUCUAUAUAUGCAUUCGAUCGGAUGAUCAGCAUUUCUUACGGCAUUCCAUUCAGCUUCUCCGACGACAGGAUGCAAGUUCCAUUGCCCAGCAUUAUGAUUCACGAAUAUGCCUCUGAAGAGGGACAUCAAUACACGAUCGCGCUGCAGGUCAGCCGACACAUUAUUGCAUUGCGCCAGCUCGAGACUCGCAUUAUAAACGCUAUAUAUGAUUUUGGCGGUUCGGUGCGUCACAAGGGUCUCCGACGCGAAAUUGAGGACUGGUACACACAGGGAUGUCUUCUUUCAAGCUCGGCCAUGUGGGAUCAAGACCAGCUUCCGUUUCACACCACUAUCACCUGGCUCAAUGUUCGCUAUCAAAAUCUGCUUUUGUUGCUUUACAGCCCUACUCAAGGGGGUCUUCCGGUGGAGAGUCACUUGUCAACACUACAAGGGGCAGCACAGCAGUACAUCCAGCUAAGUUUGAUCCUGCACGAGCAUCGCCAUUUACCCAUGAACUGGAUCAAUCUUUGUCGUCUUUUGUCUCUUACAGCAACUUUCUUUUACUGCGUGACAAGUUGGUCAACCCCUCCUUUGCAAGAGAUCCCCGAGAUCGGGUUCUUGGCUUCUUUGCUCGACUGCUUCCCAUCCGCGUGGAAAGCAGCUCAUGAGGGAUCUCAAAUUGCGCAACGCUUGGCAGACAUUGUUGUGAAACAAACUGCUUCUGCGAUUCCUCUUAGCCAAUCGCCUGAAUCUGUAAUAGGAGGCAGCUUAGAUACCGAGGGAUUACAGUCGAUUCAGGAUGAUCUAGAAGCGCUACUGAGCAGAACGCUCGGAGAGGCAAGCUUUUACGUCUGGCCGUUGAGGUCGAAGGUGGCAGAGAGAUGUGCUUCACACCAAAUUGCUGCUAUGAAUAGUAUUAAUGCUGCACUAGAUGGUGGACUUCUCGAGGCUAGGGUUGGGUUCCCGGAUAAUGGCACCCUUGCGCCAGCGCCAGAGGAAGGAGUUCAAACGGUUACUCCACUGGAGGCGGCACAAUGGGUCAAUAUCCUAGGUGGUCUGGGAUCCGAUAUGCUUUGA